This is a messenger RNA of Haemonchus placei, 501 nucleotides long. Lineage: Eukaryota; Metazoa; Nematoda; Chromadorea; Rhabditida; Trichostrongylidae. The record is from the annotation of a GenBank genome assembly.
AUGUGGUGCUUCAAUCAGACCUAUAUAUCGGCUAUAUUACGAUGCUUUGGAGUGCUCGUGAUCUCAUUUCAGCGAUAUAUUUCUCUGUGUAAAAGUGUAAAUCCAACUAUGCAGCUUAUCAACACCUCAUACCGCUGGAUAUUACCUGUAGCGCAGUGGACCGUACCAACACUGUAUUCGAUUCCGAUACUUAUUUUCAGUAAUGCAACCUUCAAAGCUCCAGAUAAUUUGGAAGUAUUGAUUGAACACAAAGAUAUCACGAAUGACCCUAUAUUUACUAUGAGGACUAUUUUCCCAGUGAUAAGCUGUUUCUUCUCCUACGUGAACAUUUGGAUGAUGUUGAUUCUGAAUGAGGACAUCAGAAGGAAACUCCUGGCUUUGAUAAGACGAGAUGUCUACAAACAUGUCCGUCUCUAUGAAGGCGAUAUCCACUGGCAAUGUAGUACGAUUCUAGCUGCCUUCGCUGACUGCUCUGAGGCCUCAAAUCUGUACCGAACAUAA